GUUACUUCGGCAUGGGAAAACAAGCCAGCAAAGCAAGAAAAAGAAGAUGUGAUAUUAUUAAAGGUUGUCCCUCCUUUGGACCGGGCAUACAUAAGAUGGCUUGCUAGAGAUGUCGCGAGAAUUCAUGGCUUUACUCCUAAAGGUAUUCGUGCUGUGAAGCCUCCAGAUCAUUAUAUUGAAUACAUGCAGUUGAAUGGAUGGUUGGAUGUGAGUUUGGAUGAUCCUGAUCUUGCCCAUUUAUUCAGGUAGACUGUUUCCUUGUUGGCUAAAUGAUAAAAACACCAAAAGGGAAAACAAAGACAGCGAAGUUGUGUCAUGUAGACUACCCAGGAAUUAAUGCUUCAUUAAGAUUUCCUACACUGUAUAGCAGCUAGUCAAGUAGCAAAAGAGUAACUGUU
Prosopis cineraria is the source of this 398-nucleotide messenger RNA. RefSeq lists its product as uncharacterized. The transcript has a single exon. The record is from RefSeq and is a predicted model, not a curated record. The annotation marks the transcript as partial. NCBI's taxonomy places the organism in Eukaryota, Viridiplantae, Streptophyta, Magnoliopsida, Fabales, Fabaceae.